This is a messenger RNA of Sporisorium graminicola, 1212 nucleotides long. RefSeq lists its product as uncharacterized. The transcript has a single exon. Bases 1 to 1212 code for a protein of 403 amino acids. NCBI's taxonomy places the organism in Eukaryota, Fungi, Basidiomycota, Ustilaginomycetes, Ustilaginales, Ustilaginaceae. The record is from RefSeq and is a predicted model, not a curated record.
AUGGGGCCCAGCCUUGCAGCAUCGAGCCUCCUACGCCGGGGUCGUUCCAUCACUUCUGGUUCGAAUGAUCUCGGUGACUCGAGUACUUCAUCUCGCAGACAAAGCGGCUCCUCGAGCAGUCGCAAGCCUUCUAGGUCCAGCUUCCAGAUGGACGACUGGACCGAUGGAUUUACCGGCAUCGUCGACCUCGACCGCAGGAUGCGCGAACUUGCCAUGUCCGAACAAGGCUUCUCCGCGCUCGACAGCAGCAACGGCUUAGACGUCUACGAGCCCUAUUCGCCCCCUUCCUUCGCUUGGUCAGAGAAGCAGCAGCCACGAAAAAACAGUUCGUCCGGCUCGAGACCGGGAAGUGCUUCGCACUCAUCUAUGGCUACGGGCCGGAGCAACCCCUCCUUGACCUCGAACCUCAAUAUGGCCUCCUGCAGCUCGACCACGGCGACAUCGCGCUUUUCUCAGGACUCGCGUGCCCAUUCGUCCCUGCUGUCCAAGAGGAGAUCCAGUACAACCAACACGAUCGAUUCGGUGGAGAGCGCGCACAGUCCACUUCGACUUGCUCCCCUGCCUGCUUCGCCGUCAGCCUUCGGCAACUAUCGGCUGACGGAUGCCUCUGCUUGCCCUCCGUCCAGAUCUUCGCAACUGUCUGGUACGUCCUUGCCAUUGUCUUGGUCGAGUUUGGACGAUCAGGACCCCUUAACCACGCACGCAGCCACAGAAAAUCAGCUCGAGCCUCUCACGCCCGGCACAGCAGCUGCAGCGACGUGGACAGAUCCGUCGGCACCCAGGUACUUUCCCGCUGGUCUCAGCGGCGAGUACAGCAAGAAGGGGGCACGUUCUCAGCGCAAGAAGACGGUCCGUGCGCCGCUCCCACGUCUGAUCUCGGGCGAGGUCGUCUCUUCGUCCAUCGACGAAUCGGGACAGCCUCGUCUGCAUGGCAAGCUGUUUGACAAGGAGACGCAACAGCUACACGCUCACGCCAUCACUUCUGAUCUCGAGAGGGAUGCGUUCGAAGGCAAAGAUGGCCCUUCGGCAUCGCAUUCGAGCACAGAGGCACUCAAAAAGUCGGCGCAGUCGCUCGCACUCAACUUGCGCUUCAAGAUCAUUCGUGCCAAACGCAAGGUCAACCGCUCAAGAGAGGGCGCAGCAGCAGACCUGUUUGCUUCCGCACACACUUCGUCGCAGAGGAGCUCCGUUGAGGCUUCGCUUUCAACGUGA